Mercenaria mercenaria is the source of this 656-nucleotide messenger RNA. RefSeq lists its product as uncharacterized. Lineage: Eukaryota; Metazoa; Mollusca; Bivalvia; Venerida; Veneridae. The record is from RefSeq and is a predicted model, not a curated record. The transcript has 3 exons. Bases 1 to 483 code for a protein of 160 amino acids.
AUGAGGUUCAGUGGUUUUGAUGGAUGUAAUACUAUGAGUGGUAUUCAAACAGACUAUGGUGUACUCCGUCUGUCAAAUAAUGUCGGGCUCAUUGACUGUCAGUGUGUUUUCCAUUUAUAUGCUUUCAGGUAUGUCUGUAUUCUGGAUACAUUGGACUCACUGUAUGCAGCGAGGAGGGAGCCAGAGUUGAUGGGAAUACGAUUGUGUCUGACCAAUCAUACAACUGUAGCCACUAUUCUACUGCUGACUGGCAUACUCAAGCCAGUGAACAUGUUGUCGUUAUAUUUGCAAGAAGAGAAUAUCAACUUCACAACACUACCAGAGCAUGUGAAGAACAGAACUGAGGAACUGCAUGGGCUAGUGGAGAAAUACAGGAAUUUGCAAACUAGUGACACUGAAUUUACCAAAUGUAUGAUGCUCUUCGGCGAGAUCCAGGACAGGACGAACCUGGAGAGGAGAGUGAGAGAGUGCGGCAGACAGUAGGCUAUAACACCAGAAAGUUACCUACAAGAGACUGACAGGUUUGUUAUAUGCUAACUUUAUGAUUUUGAAACUGAUAACCUAUUUGCCUGCCUCCGACUGAGAAUCUUUUUCUUGUUCAAAGCUUUCAAGAUGAAUAACUGACAUAUUUAUGAUAAUGUUUAAUUGAUGGAAAU